AUAUAAAGACCCAGUUUGGCAUAUAACUGAUUAUAUCUAUUAGUUGCUGUUAUAAGUCGGAUCAAGAGACAUGAUGGAAAUCGCGAUGCUUUUAUUCUUACUACUAGGGAUCGCCGAAGGGCAAAGAUUAAUGCCUGCCGGGUCAUUAACAGGGCAGAAUAAUCCAUCCUGGGGUGUAGUCGACCCCCUCCAAAUCCAACCAAUCGAGGGACAGGGAGCAACUACAACGUGUAGCUGUGAAAUCAAGGUAGAUCGUCAAGUCCUUUAUCAAUACGCGCAAUACACAAUCGCAACUUCAAGAUGCCAUACAAUUCAAGUGAGAUGUCGGGAGCAAUGCCGACGUACAUUCAAAGAAAGCUUUCUCUAUAAGGACUUAAGAGACACCGACCUUGAGAGUAGCAAAACUAUUGGCUACAACUUUUGUUCAAGAUAUGGACAAGUGACUCCGAGGGGUGGUGUCACAGUGUCAGCCUUUGCGAAGGUUGAAUCGUGCCGACACGAGAAAAAGGUUGGCAAAUUAAGCACAAAACUUUGCUGUGGCCACACGGCGGUUACGCUCGAACAACGAACACUGUUGGCGUUCGGAUGGGACGUGAAUUGUGAUGCAACGGCGUUCCAUCUUCAAUGACCUUGACCUUUGUCAAAUAUACGAGUGGGAUCUAAGUCAGUCGCUAGUCAUUUGCGAUAUUUUGUAACGUUCGAUUAGGGCGAAGGAAUAGCCGGUUUUUAAGAUAGAUGCAUUGACUGACAAUGUACAAUUGUGAACAAAAUAUGAACCAUUUGAAUACUAUAAUAGUAGUGGUCAAACAGCUGUAACAUUGCUUGAAAGUGGAAUCUUCAAUAUUAUUAUUAAAAUAAUAUAUAUACACGGGGGUAAAGCAGACACAAUGAUACCAAGAUCUUGCUCGGCUGUGUCACGGCUAUGCCACCGGGGCUUAAUGUGUUUAGCGAGCUCGGCGGAUUUUUCAGCUCAAUGUGGAUCCUCAAAUGCUCACGGUAUCAUCGGGUCCACCUUAUCCCCGUG
Owenia fusiformis is the source of this 1024-nucleotide messenger RNA. NCBI's taxonomy places the organism in Eukaryota, Metazoa, Annelida, Polychaeta, Sabellida, Oweniidae. The record is from the annotation of a GenBank genome assembly.